GAAGUGCAUGACUACCAACCAUGUUAUGAAGAGUUUCGCUUUACCUACUUGCCACACGUUUGGAGCUGAGACUGAGUGCUGUCACGGUUUUUGCGUACUUAAAUACUUAAAUGCAUUCGUAUCUCUCAAAGGAACAGAGGGAAAGUUAUCUGAGAGAGCUCUUUUACUCGUCCUUUAGCGAUAGAAGAGCGAGUGUAGCUACGAGGAAUGAAGAAAUUCAGUGCCUUGGUAAACAUUUGAGGAAGCUCUACAAUCUGGUGGAAAAUGGCAAAGGACUUUCUGCAGAGGCAGAAUGCAUUCUUAAAGAAGUCAUCAAGCUCCGUACGAAGGGCAAACCUGGUUUCUACGAAACAAAAAUGAUGACUGACUACAAAAGGCUCUUGCUCUUUCGCGGACAGCGAGAGGACAUGGAGAGAAAUAUUCAAGAACAGCAGUGUUUCCAGUGUAUCCACAACAACAAGAAGCCUUUAGCUGAUUUACAUGAUGACGAUUGGUAUUGGGGAACGAAACAACAGUUGAGAUGUGGAGAGAUCAUUGCAGACACGCUUGGUGGCCUUGACCCAGUGUUCGGUGUUCUUUUGCAUCCUACAGGAGGAAGAUCAGAACUCGCAAACCCAAACAACAAACAUUAUCGAAUCACAGGAAAAGAGAAAGAAGAAAUAGACGCCAUUCUGUAUCACACUGCAACUCAUGACGCCUGUGGCUACCUGAGCGAGUAUCAUUAUGUUGGGCCUGGAUACAACUACCUCGGUACCAUGCUAACCGUCUUUCCGACAUGCAUUCCGCAGAGCGGAAGGCUGGCUUCCCUUAUGUUCUGGAAAAAGUUGAUAAAUGAACCGGACACCCCGUUUGAGUAUUGAAAAGAGUCCUAUCCAUUUUGCAUGAUCACUGAACAUACAUUCCAGAGUACUCUCCUUGGCAGCUGUUGUUUGAGAUGACAUACAACAUCCCCUCCGGAAAUAGGUGAAUUUAGCGCGAGGUGUCCUGUAGGAUUGGCCGAAAUGGAGAAAGGAACGAGGUUCGGAUGGAGCAGCCGUUUCUUGAUUUGAGGAACAUCCUAAACAAAGGCUUCAGAGGAGGCUAGUUCUCAGUAGUGAGACUAUGAUUCAUUGUAGCAAUGAUAUGGAGAUACUUUUGAUUGAAUGUCAAAAGUUGUGUGUUACGACUAGGCCGUGAAAACUCGUGUUUUCCUCGCCAUGAGGUUAUUAACAUGCGUUUACUUUGAGUUUUCGAUGACCUUUCGAAGCAAUUUCUUUUGUUCUAAUUGAUCAAUGGGAUUGAUUUGGUUUUGCUUUUCCCGCUCUCAAAUGAAAAGGGUUUUGAUUGUAUAAGAAUUAGAUCGCCUUGUACACACUUAUGCUGUAAUGGAUGUUUGGGUUGCUUGCUAAUUCAGCAAUUUUUCGGGGUCCGUCUAUAGUGGUGGCUUUACAAACUGGCCUUUCGGGAUUUUCCAGGAGUCCGUUGUCAGUUGGUUAUGAUCAGUUGAAUGCCCUUAUUUUUAACCAAUCAAAAGAACAUGAUUUAUUACAGAGUAUUUCGGGUAGCAUGAAUAGCUUGAGAGCGCUCAUGAAGUCGUAGACGUCGUUUUUUUCGGCGGUUUACAGGCGAGCUGAGGAAGCGCGACGUGAGCGCGAAGGAGCAUAAGAAUGACUCUGGUUUACAUAUCAUUGUUCGCACCGCUCCUGCGUUGUUUUCUGCGCUACUCUUCUCUCACUUGACCUACGCUAGCGAGCUUUCCUCGUUCUUGUGUCCGCUUGACUAACAUAAUAUAAAACAAAAUUACGUCUCUUCUGCUCGCGAAUGGAGGAGGGGAUGGGGAGUAACGGUUUCUUUUUAAUUAAUCUUCUUACACAUUGAUUUUUUGAAACUUAACGUUGACGCUAGAACGAAACAAAUGAUGGGGGGUGGGCGAUCUUUUUAGUUGCAAAGCCUCAUAAUGAAGGCGAAAGAAGUUGAAAGGUUGGUUUGAUAAAAAUAUUCAACCCAACGGCUUUUUUAUAAGAGGACAUAUCUUCUGAUCAGCUCUUGAUCUGACUGGUCCCGACUAGGUUAUAAUGAUUGUAUUUCUUAUUUUGUCGAAUGACAAUGUCAGUCAAUGCUUAGAAUUUAAGCGUAGGAUAUGUAUCAAAUAGAUAUUGAAUACGGUUGUAAUUUUCAGAGAUCAAAUUGAUCGCUUGCUGAUCUAGGAUUAUGGAAUGAAAGGAAAGUGAAAUGAUUUAUUUUAACAUUUGA
Molecule: messenger RNA, 2232 nt
Organism: Stylophora pistillata
Lineage: Eukaryota; Metazoa; Cnidaria; Anthozoa; Scleractinia; Pocilloporidae
Source: RefSeq, a predicted model, not a curated record